GGAGCCAUGGGUAAGCCCCUCUGUAAGCUUUGUAAGCAGAAUGCAACGCCCACCGUCCUCGUGGUUUCAGAACUGCUGAGACGGGAGUACCUUACACUGGUCCUUUUUGGUUUUCAUAUUGUAAGUAUUUGCUGUCUUCAACGCUGUAUCUGAGGAUUUGAGGCCUCGCCAUGAUUAUAAUCGGAAGAAAUUUGGAGGAGAUAUAAGAGUUUAUUCGUUAACUCGCAAACUCAAACGUGGGUAUUGAUCUUUGUCUCAUAACAUGAACUGGGUUUCAAUCUCUAAGCUUCCUAUAUCAAUUGCUGCUAUAUUGGGCAUCGCUGGUUUGAUCUUGGCCCUCCGAGAUGCCAAAACGGGCAAUUUGAAGAGCUUGUCGUUGCCAUGGUCGUCCGAGAGGGAAAGUUCUUCGGAGAGGUUUUGCUUCGUACCCGGAUUGCGAAAUCUUGGGAAUAAUUGUUUUCUCAAUGUGAUUUUGCAGGCCCUGGCUAGCUGUAUAUGUUUCCGACGCUAUAUUGAAAGUGUUUUAGAGAAAAACGAGUCUUCAUCAGUUGAAGAACAGGUCGAGAGCUUGCCUCUCACGCUAGCUCUGGCCGCUUUAAUGAAAGAUCUGUGUGCUCUUCGUGACAGAAGAAUGACAUUGAAUCCUCGGAAAGUGAUGCUUGCAAUGGAUUCAUACAUUCCUAGUUUCAAUUUAACAAGUCAGCAGGAUGCUGCAGAAGCAUUCCUUCAUCUUCUGUCUUCUUUAAGAGAAGAAUUUUCAGAAUGUUAUGUUCCAAACUGCAGUUCUCUAGCAGAUAUUUCUGUUUUUACUAAUAAUAGAAUUCUCACCAUGAAGAGGAGGGAGGAACCCAGUGAACAGGACAGAUGGCAGCAGCACUUCAUUGGACCAUUUGAUGGGAUUCUUGGUAGCAUUUUAACUUGUCAAAGUUGUUCAUUUCAGAUUUCAUUGGAUUAUGAAUUUUUUCAUAGCUUGCCUCUACCGCUAAUGCAUAAUCGUGGUGGCACCAUUUUGGCUGGAUGUACCUUGGAGGAUUGCUUGAAACGGUUUGUUGUUGCUGAGCAGCUUGAGAAUUACCAUUGCAGCCAUUGCUGGCAUAUUGCUGCUGUAAAGUAUCUAUCCUCUCUAAAUGCAAGUGAGACAGAAAUUGAAAAACUGAGGUCCUGUAAUGAGGACUCCUGUUGCUGCAGAAGUGUCUUUCACCUCGAAGCGCUACCUUGGUCAAAUAGUUUUUCACGCACUUAUAAGCAACUGGUUAUUGCAUGUUGUCCAAAGAUUCUCUGCAUUCAUCUACAACGUGCUUCAAUGAAUGAAUUUGGAGAACUAGUCAAAGUUCAGGGUCAUAUUUCAUUUCCGCUAAUUCUGAACCUGCUUCCUUUCGUGAAGAGCGGAGUAGGAAUAAAGAAAUGGGAAGAAAAUUUGCAAGCAAAGAGGCAAUCACAGCCUGUUGCUCGUUGUCCCAACCAUUUUAAUGUGCAAUUGGAUGGAAGAAUGAUCAGUAGCAUUUUUGGGCCAAGGUAUGCAAACAUUACUUCUGAAGCAAUGGCUGCUGAGGAAUUGGGAAGCACUGCUGUUAAUCCUACUGAUGGCACAUGCAAUCAAGCUUUUCAAGGAGAACACAAUUUGCCUCAAACUGAAGGCUGCUCAGUCAUAAAGCAGGAGCACAUGAAUAUGGAACCUAAAGACGAGGUGAGCAAAGAUUGUCGUUUGGCACCUUCAGCUACUCAUAUGUACCAUCUUGUUUCUGUGGUUGAACACUUUGGAAGAGCUGGAAGUGGUCAUUACACUGUAUAUAGAAGGGUGGCAGCUGAAUUGAACAAUGACAACUGUGAUGGACAAUUUUGGUUCGGCCCAGUACAGUGGUUUUGUAUUUCAGAUUCUGAAGUUUAUCCUGUUUCAGAGGAAGAUGUUCUGGCUGCAGAAGCUAGUUUGCUCUUUUACGAAAGAGUUGGCGGCUGAGAAGUGGACCUUCUGUAUCUGAUAGUGCGUUCCAAGUUAUGCCCUGUUGCAGUGGUUUUGUACUUCAUAUUUUGAAGAGUAUAAUCUUUUCUAAGAUGUUCUGGCUGAUCUAUGAGAUGUUGGUGGCUGAGAAGUGUACCUUUGUGUCUGACGGUCUUUCCAAAGUCCUAGCUUGUUCUUCAAAGUUCACCAGCUGCUGCUUUACUCAACUUCAAAUGGGCUGCAAGUGAUUUGAGGGCCUAGCAGUAACUAGUGAUUUGAUCUUUAAUUCAUCAGAGUACAUUCUGCACACCAAGUUCGCUCAAAUUGCAGGCGAAAGGCAACCUCUGGAUUUGGAAAGUAGUUAGGGUGAAGCAUACUUGAAUUAGGAAAUACCUGCUGUGUUCUUGUGUUAUUUAUGAACUGGUCUGCUCUCUAGGUGUCUUAAAAGGGUCAUUUGGGCGAUAAUAAUAGCAAUAACAAGAAGACAAUUGUUGAUGUGCAAAUAAA
Molecule: messenger RNA, 2446 nt
Organism: Malania oleifera
Lineage: Eukaryota; Viridiplantae; Streptophyta; Magnoliopsida; Santalales; Ximeniaceae
Product: ubiquitin carboxyl-terminal hydrolase 27
Exons: 10
Coding region: 263-1957 (564 amino acids)
Biological process (GO): protein deubiquitination
Cellular component (GO): nucleus; cytosol
Molecular function (GO): cysteine-type deubiquitinase activity; cysteine-type endopeptidase activity
Source: RefSeq, a predicted model, not a curated record